ACUAAGCGUGGUAUCACCCAUUUCGGGCAAAUAUGAAGUCGGGCAUCUUAGCUUGUUUGAUUUUCUUCCAGUUUGAAGCACUAUCAGAAACAAAGCCAUGUGAAGAAAAACUAGGCCAAACUAUAGAAGAAAGCAACGCCACUGCCCAUCAGAAGAUGAUGGCAUUUCACAAUGGAGUUGUAAAAGUGACCUGCCACUACCCCAGGUCUGCCCGGGACUUUACCAUGCAGUUGCUGAAAGGAACCAUGAGGCAGAAAGUCUGUGAACUCAUAAGAGACAAAGACAUUACUAACACAACCACCCAGAAGGAGCUGAUAUAUUGUCAGCCAGACCUCUCCAACGACAGUGUGAUUUUCACCUUGUCUAAUUUAGACAUCCGCCACGCUGACUACUACUUCUGCAGUCUAGAAGUCUCUUUUCCUCCUCCUUACCAGAACUGUACCCCAGAUGAAGCCUACCUAUAUGUUUAUGAAUCCAAAUUCUGUUCCAAACUCACAUUCUGGCUACCUGUUGGGCUAGCAGUGUUUUCCAUGCUGUCCUGUAUCUGCUGCAUCUUAGCCUUUUGGCUGAGAAACAAGAGCAACCAAUGCCCAUCCAGCUUACACGAGCCCAACAGUGAAUACAUGCCCAUGGCAGCAGUGACAGCAGCUAAGAAGUCAGGAUUUAGAGUUCUAUCCUCAUAAGCUGAGGCACCGAAGCCUCAAGAACCCCGUUCUGAACGGCAAGGAGACACCCUGAAGGACUGAAUCCCUCUCCACUCAAGGCCAUGAAUUAGAAUUCAUUUCAUCGCGGUCACUUUUGAUCUCUUCUUCAAUCUAUUUUUUUUAUGGUAGUUGUUAAGCGCUUACUAUAUGUCCGGCACUGUACUAAGCACUGGGGAAGAGACAAGCA
This is a messenger RNA of Ornithorhynchus anatinus (platypus), 891 nucleotides long. It is a transcript of the gene ICOS, whose product is annotated as inducible T cell costimulator. The record is from RefSeq and is a predicted model, not a curated record. The coding region runs from base 33 to 683 and encodes 216 amino acids. Gene Ontology annotation, biological process: cell-cell adhesion; T cell tolerance induction; T cell costimulation. The transcript has 6 exons. NCBI's taxonomy places the organism in Eukaryota, Metazoa, Chordata, Mammalia, Monotremata, Ornithorhynchidae.